This is a messenger RNA of Glycine soja, 1333 nucleotides long. Its product is annotated as protein RKD4-like. The record is from RefSeq and is a predicted model, not a curated record. The transcript has 3 exons. Lineage: Eukaryota; Viridiplantae; Streptophyta; Magnoliopsida; Fabales; Fabaceae. Bases 293 to 1057 code for a protein of 254 amino acids. Gene Ontology annotation, molecular function: DNA-binding transcription factor activity.
UAUGUAAGCCUCGUUCUUGCCACUUAAUAUUAAUGAGUAAUUAGGCCUUAAUGCAAACUCAAAUGCAUAUAUAUGAUUAUGAACUCGCCAUUCGAUUCGAGGACUCCAAAACUUAACGCGCGGAACGACGCUUUACACUUGGUCUGAACAAUAGUAACCUAACCCACCCUUUCUCCCAAACAAACACGACGACAUCAUCUUGUCACCUUAUAAAAAGAACACACAUUUCCCCCUUUUCUCCCAGACACACUCUGACACGCGCGGCGCAUUCUACAUUCUCUAUCUCUCAGCCAUGGACUUUGUCUUUGUCUCCGACAACGAUUUCCCCAACCUUGACAUCAUUCCUCAUACCCUCAACAACUCUUGUUUUUGCUCUCCUCAUCUAAACGACACUCACAAAAUAAUGGAGAUUUCACCAUUAAAGGGUUAUUUCUCCCACCUUGAUUGGACACCACAGUCGCCAUAUCCAAGCAAUGAGCUUCCGGAUUUGGAAAGUUGGAACCUCGAUUUCAUCCUCCCACCCCUUGAUGAAGAUUUGGAGGAGUUGGACCAAAAGCAAUUGAAAAGUGUUGUUCCCCAAGGGUUUCAUUGCAAUCAGGAAAAGGGUUUUGGGGAUGCUUUAUUGGCCACUGAAAAUGUUUCUGCCACUUGUGUGAAGAAAGAGAAAGUGCAGAUUAUUGAUCAGAGUCCUCUAGCUAGUAGCAGCAGUACGAAGAAGAGGCCAUGUGCUUUGGAAUUUGAGGAAAUAAGCAAGUAUUUUGGCGUUCCCAUAAAUGAAGCUGCCAAGCAAAUGAAUGUUGGGGUAACCAUGUUGAAGAAAAGGUGCAGGGAGCUCAACAUCAUGAGAUGGCCUCGUAGGAAAAUCAAGAGCUUGCAAAUGGUCAUCGACAGUGUUAAGGAAAUGGGUUUGGAAGACGAGGUUGCUAGGUUGGAGGAGCAUAAAAAGUUGUUGGAAAAAUUACCAGGACUGGAACUAAGUGAAGAAGCCAAGAAGCUGAGGCAUGCUUGUUUUAAAGCUAAUUACAAAAAGAAAAGGUGCAUGGCACUCCAAGCUUGACUUUCCUGAAAUUUGCGGUUGAACAAAAGAUAUAGGAGUAUAUAGAAAUUAGAAAACUUACCAUAUAAAAUAGGAUAGGAAAAGACUCUAGUAGGUAUAUCUUACUAUCUUAGGAUAAUAUUGUGAAUUAGGAAACUAAUUUGACUGCACAACACGUUAUUUCGUGUGACUUCAGUCGGAGUAGAAUGUAAUGAGUUUUUUUCUCCUGUUAUAUUUUGCUAAUACUUACAAUCUUACUUUUGGAACCUAUGAUAUGUCAUUGUGAAAUAACGUCCA